Molecule: messenger RNA, 729 nt
Organism: Coprinopsis cinerea okayama7#130
Lineage: Eukaryota; Fungi; Basidiomycota; Agaricomycetes; Agaricales; Psathyrellaceae
Exons: 2
Coding region: 1-729 (242 amino acids)
Source: RefSeq, a predicted model, not a curated record
AUGACCCGCUUCGCCUUCCUCGCUCUUCUGCCUUUGGCUUUGCAGGCUGCCGCUCUCAAUAUCAAGAGGGACAAUGGUGGAGAAAUCAGCUCUUCCCAGGCCGUCGUGACUGUUUUCCCGACCCGUGCCACGAUGACUGUCUUCCCCACCCAUGCCCCCGAGGCUACUGUCACCUCAAUUCUGGUGCCAGGAAGCACCUUCGCAUGCGGUGACUCGACCUUCACGAUCACCAUCUCUGAGGCGAGCACCAUCGGAGUGUCCACCACAUUCGCUAGGCCUACAAGCUCUGUCCAAGCCAGCCAUCCAAUUCCCAGCAGCUCUUUCGGCGGCGUCCCGGUCCCUGUGGAACCCUCUAGCUCUACUCUAGCAGGCGGCGCGACUCUCGCGAGGCGUGACAACGGCCCCGUCACCGUCAGCACCGCCUUUGCAAGCCCUGUUCCUGUCAUCACUGGGGUCCGAGGCACUGCCAGUGCCAGUGUCGCGCCCAGCAGUGUGCUCGGGAUCCCCACCUGCCCCUUCCCUACCGUCACAGUCACCCAGCCUGGUCCAGGAGGACCCAUUAGUACCAGCUCUUCCUUGCCCCAGGGUACCGGAAAUGGGCUCGGGGGCCAGGCGGAGAGCGCGACUGGCGAUGACUCGGAUGAUAGCGGGAGCUCGAGCAUCCAUGGUGCCUUUGUGGGGACCUCCCUCUUGGGAGCCGUUGCGGUCGUUGCUGGUGCUUUGCUCUAA